Molecule: messenger RNA, 4191 nt
Organism: Suhomyces tanzawaensis NRRL Y-17324
Lineage: Eukaryota; Fungi; Ascomycota; Pichiomycetes; Serinales; Debaryomycetaceae
Exons: 1
Coding region: 1-4191 (1396 amino acids)
Biological process (GO): vacuolar acidification
Cellular component (GO): RAVE complex
Molecular function (GO): protein binding
Source: RefSeq, a predicted model, not a curated record
AUGACCAUCACGUUCGUGCCUGGAGAAGCCUGCAAGGCCACAACCACUCUCGUUCAGGGCACCUGGAAGUCCCAUCAUGUGGUCGUCUACGGUUCGGGAAACAAUUUGAUCAUUUCAGUUGGCAGCUCCUCCUCCAACCAGCCCCGCCAUUUGCAGACAAUAUACCUCCCAGCUGACCCCAGAGCUAUUGCUAUCAAUGCCCACGGAGUCAUUGCCGUAGCUGUGCUCCGCAAAAUCGUCGUUUUUACCCCGAAUCACUACGUUUCAAGGCCCCAAUGGGUGCACUCGCUUGAAGUGGAUCACGACUCGGAGCCCACUGCGUUGCAGUGGGCUGUUCUGGAGGACGAAUUGGCAGUGGGGUCGCUCGCAUCAGUGUCAUUGUACUCCUUGUACGAAGAGUACGGAAGGAACUAUUUGGUACAAAGAUGGAACGUUCAGCAGGCCAACCCUGUGACUCUGAUCUGGAUCGCCAGAAAGGCAGACAAAAUCUUGACCACCAGUGGCAGCUACGAUCGCUUGGUCAAGGUGUGGACGCGUGUCAGCUACGGCGACAAUACCGCGUUUGAGCUUGCAUUCUUGGACCAUCCCAAGGGCACAUUUGUGGUGGACUGCCACCUCCGAGUCCACGACAACAAGCCGGAAACAGGCGCCAAGAGCCUCGAUGGCUCGAUCGCCAACAUCAAGAAUAUACGUGGAUACAUCGACACGGACGACGACGACAACCAGAUCGUGUACACUGUGUCCAACACCAACGUGUUCCAGGUAUGGGCGUCGUUCGAGUACAGCGGACACUCCCAUAUCCGCUCGUGGGCCCAGAUCGACUUGUCGGGGGUUUUUGGCGAGGAAGUUGCAUCUGUAGUGGUAGUUGAAAACCAUUUUAUCCGUGACUACGUCUCACAAUACUCGGACCACUGCGACGACCUGGAUCUCCUCUUGGUCGUAUCCUCCCACGGUAGGGUCGCUGCCUUUACCAUUUCGAACAUCUCCUACAAUCCUCCCAACAAUAUCAAAAUCGAACGCAUUGGCGAUACCCUCUUCGAGUUUGGCGAAAAAGCGUUUCCCACCCCUCUCCGCCUGUCCCAGCUCCCUGAAGUCCUCCACGACUCCGAGUUCUACAAUUCCGAGCAGUUCCUCGUCAACAUAAAAAAGCCCAUCAGUAUCCUGGACAUUACUUUGUUGAAUCCAGGCUCCACCAAGUCCAAGUUAGCCAUUCUCAUCCACGACCGCAUUAAAAAUACAAUAAGAUUGGACUCCUUCAGCAUUGCUCAGUUCUUCGUGCCUAGGGAAAAACUGGCACCGUUUGCAAGCUUGUUAGAUAAAUUCCAGGGCCACACUAAGUCGAUCCGAAAACUUGUCAAAUCGUCAGACGACUCCAUCCUCCUCUCGAUCUCGAACUUUGCAUCCCACAACUAUGUCUGGGAGCCCAUUUUUCUCGAUGAUUCCAGCACCAGAAGAAUGACCAUCACCAAAAGAUAUCGCAUCGAUGUUAGCAUCGAUAAUGACGAAGACAAUGCUAUUUUGGACGCACUCAUAAUCAGUAACGUCAACAGAUCACCUGAAACACGACAUGUGGUGGUAACUUUGCAGAAGGGUGGGUUUAUCAGUUUGUGGGACUGCAAUAGCCAGUUUGCCGACCAAUCUGCUGGUUUGAUCAAGAGACUAAAGGUUGAUUCGAUUCAAGAGCCCAAAGCGUUCGUCUUGACCGAAUUGCCAUCUUCCAGCGACCAACGCAACUACUGUGUGGUUGCUAUUUAUGAAAGCGACCUGGUAGCUUCCUGGAAAAUCCUGCUUGAGUACUCGAAUGGCCAGGUCCUGAACAUUGACAUUGCUGCAGUACCAAUCGAGCCACUCCCCCAGCAAGAACAGAUCCACCAAAUCGAAAGCAUUGACGUCUUCCUCGCUCAGCCGGAAAAGAACCUCGUAUCGGUGAUCAAUACUGCUGGGUAUCUCAGAAUCUACGCUUUGGAUGCUAGCAAACAGGGAGAGAAACUCAAAUGGAAACUCACCUCUGAAAUACACACUAACGUGGUCAAUGCAAGCAAAAUACAAGGCACAGCCGUAAUGAACAAAUUGGCGAUUGUGGAUGAGUCUGGCCUCACGCUUACCAUAUGGGAUAUCAAGUCUGGGGUUUUGGAGUAUCAAGAGACUUUCCCCAAAGAGUAUGGCACAGUCCGGGACUUGGACUGGACUUUCAUCAAUGCAAGCAACGAGAGACAUAUGUCCAAUACCAUUUUCUCAGUGGGUUUUGGCAGGUUUGUUUUGUUGUAUACACAAUUACGUUAUGAUUACACCAACCACAUUCCUACAUAUGCUGUUUUGAAGAAAAUCGACAUCUCGGACUACACCACUCAUGAAAUCGGUGAUCUGAUCUGGCUCAGCGGUGGCUAUCUUGUUAUUGGAAGUGGAAAUCAAUUUUUCAUUGAUGAUAAGUGGGUCAGGCUAGCAUCGGAAAAAAACACUGCGAUCGAUUCGAUCAUAAGACAAUUGAUGACAGGGUACACCAAAACGGGUGUAUCUUAUGAUGAAAAGAUAGAAGAUGAUGGUGCUGGUUACCAACGGAUUAAUAAGUCCACAGACGAUUUGAUUUAUGACAUCGGACAUUUGGCAAAGAUUUUGAAUGGCCCUUUGCCAGUGUAUCAUCCCCAAUUUUUGAUCCAGUGCCUCUUUAUGAAUCAGGUCAAGCUUGUACAGGAUAUUUUGGUGAAGUUGUUUCAAAAUAUCAGAAAGGGUGAGCACAUCUCGUGGGACUUAGGUCUCGAUAUGGUAGAUGAAAUAUUGAAGUGCCAAUUUCUGACCAACCAAGAGCCAAUCACUGGUACAAAUACCCCCAGGGUAGACUUAGUUCACGAGUCUCUUUCCAACCUGUCUCGGGGAUGGGACUUGUUCGACAAAUUCAACUCGGAGUUGGCAGAUUUGUUAAUUGAUAAGUUGAUGAAGAUUUCUCUUCCAUUAUUGACAAGACACCAACAGAGCACGCUUGUGACCAUUGUCACCAUUGCCAAGACGUUGAAGAAACAUGCUUUGUCGUUGGACAGGAACGGAAUCCGGUUUCUCAUAGGGUUCAAGUUGUUUCAAAUGUCCUCCAAGCAACCUAAACUCUCCAUGAGAGAUAUCAACUGGGCGUUACACAGCGAUAACAAGGAAAUGCUCUUGAGCUUGGUGGAGGAUCAUUAUAAACACCGUAUGACCUGGGAUAAUGUAAGACAAACCGGGUUGGUUUACUGGGUUGAAACCCCGCGGUUGGUCAAGAUCAUGGAGGGAGUGGCCAGAAACGAAUUUAGUGAAGAAAGAGAUCCUUCAGGAAGAGCCUCUUUGAUCUACUUGGCGUUGAGGAAGAAACAUAUUUUGAUUGGAUUGUGGAAGACCGUGAGCCAUCCCGACCAGGCCAAGAUGAUCAAAUUCUUGAAUAAUGACUUUAACGAGCCCAGAUGGAGAUCCGCAGCCUUGAAGAAUGCAUUUGUGUUGCUCGGCAAGCAUCGGUACUUGGAUGCUGCAUGCUUCUUUUUGUUGGGGAAUUCAGUCAAGGACUGCUGCCUGACUUUGGCCAACAAGGUCAACGAUAGGGCAUUGGCGAUAGCUGUUUCCAAGAUAUCGAAUGGUGGAGAAGGCGUCGAUGUGAGUUUGUUGGGGGUCAUCGAGAACUUCAUUAUUCCAGAUUCUAUUGAGAGUGGAGAUAGAUGGACUACCAGCUGGAUAUUCUGGCAAAUGGGCUUGAAAGAAUGCUCGAUCCAGGCGUUGAUCAGAACACCCUUAGAAAUUAUUAAGGAGAACCGGGAACAGUUUUCUGAGCUAUGUAACAAGAAUUACAUUGACAAAGCCACGGCUUCCGCAAAGGGCCAAAGUUUCUUGAAAGACGACCCUGUGUUGAUUAUCUUGUUCAAUGAGUUGAGGAACCAGAAGAUCAACUACUUGAAGGGCUCGUUGACUAUCAGUACCCUCGAGGAGUCUCAAUUUUUACUCAAGGUGUGUAUGAUAUACACGCGGAUGGGUUGUGAUUACCUUUCCAUUUUAUUGCUCAAGAACUGGACUUUCAAUCAUGGUGCUGGAACGAUGAGUGAAUGGAACGAGCGAAAGACUGUCUUCCAGAGGGAAGAGACUGUUCGCCAGAAGAAGGUCAAACAAGAGAAGGAAGCUCCGCCAGCCAGUGUGUUUGAAGAGCCGGAUAUGAGUGCGUUUGACUUUGGAUUCUAG